Molecule: messenger RNA, 3396 nt
Organism: Tyto alba (common barn owl)
Lineage: Eukaryota; Metazoa; Chordata; Aves; Strigiformes; Tytonidae
Gene: RCSD1
Product: RCSD domain containing 1
Exons: 7
Coding region: 179-1309 (376 amino acids)
Biological process (GO): protein localization to endosome; skeletal muscle contraction; retrograde transport, endosome to Golgi
Cellular component (GO): WASH complex; early endosome
Molecular function (GO): phosphatidylinositol phosphate binding; retromer complex binding; actin filament binding
Source: RefSeq, a predicted model, not a curated record
CGUAGUGCAGGGCCGCUCGCUGGGCUCUGUCAGUUUUCAAGCUGAGCAGGGGCUUGGAUAGUACAUACCCUCCACAGCAGCACGAUUUUGCUCUGGCUCGGCUGAAGUUUUCCCACAGAUAAGAGGGAAAGGGGUGGGGAAGAAAGAUUGCCCUGAGGACACCUCUCUCUUGCAGGACAUGGAGAACAGGCCAGCAGAGACCAACUCGGAGGUGGACAAGUCGGCAUCACCCUCAGUGGCUCAGCUAGCAGGGAAAUUCAAAGAGCAAGCAGCCAAUAUCACUGGCAAAGAGGUACCACCACAUAAGCCAACCAGGAGGAAACCACCAUGCUCCCUUCCAUUGUAUUCCCACAAAACUGAGACAAGCGACAAUGAUGAGCAAAAGCGAUCUCCAAAUGCUUGCCCCAUUCCCAAGGUCAAGGUGAAAAGCUCCCCCAUGAUUGAAAAGCUGCAGGCCAAUCUGGCUUUUGCUCCAGCUGCUCUGCUGCCGGGAGCAUCUCCCAAAAGCCCUGGUCUGAAAGCCCUGGUUUCUCCAUUCACCACCCCUCCCUCAACACCCAGCAGCCCGGGGAUUCAGUCCCAGCCCAGCGAAGCAACUGAGACGCCAGUCAGCUUUGAUCAACCCCCGGAAGGCACUCAGCUGCAAUUCUACAAUAAGGUGCGAACACGGGGAUCGAUAAAGCGCAGGCCUCCCUCCAGGAGGUUCCGAAGAUCUCUGUCCGAGUACGGAGACGGGGAAGAUGUAGGGGUCAACAUCUCCUCUCCAGAAAAUGGUGCCAAAGAAGAUGGGGAUGAGGUGUUUGGGCCUAAGGGCAAGACAGAGGAGGCAGAAACAGGGAGCAAAGAGCAAAACAAACAGACGGCGUCUGAUGAGAAGCCCCCAUCAAGGAGAGGCUCCAGCAGAUCAGAAGAUGAAGAAAAAGGGGGAAAACGGGCAGAGGAAAUGACUCCUUGCAAGAGUAGCGGAGGGGAUACAAAGGAGGAAGAAGUGUGUGGUGGUGCCCCAGGGGAAGAGAACUCCCCCCAGCAUCCCUCUGGAAACAAGGAGGAGAAGGUGUGCGAGGGUCCCCAGGGAGAAGAGCAGCAAGGCAGUGCUUGUGAACAGGAGAAGGGGGACAAGGAGAAGAGGGACAAGGAGAAGGAAGAAGCUGAAGCUGAAGCGAAGGAGCCCAGUGAGGGCACAGACACACAGAGAACGUCAGACACUGAAGAAGCACCACUGGCGCCUGAACCGCUGCAGGACGCAGUGGGGUUAGACGCUGCCAGUGAGGUGUCAACGUCAGCCACGCAGGACCAGGGCACAGCGUAACCAUGACGCACAGGACAUACCCAAUCAGGGCACAGGAGGCUUAACAAGCGAAUAGGAGCCAUCUAACCCAAUCAAGGUGGAAGCUACUGGAAAACCUUCACUGGCAGGAGAGGAGCAGAAUACGGAUAUCCCCCGAGGUCCAGACUCAUCCCGGAGCUGAGUGGCUGCUCGCUGCCUCUCUGCUUUAGACCAUCAUCUUUUGGGACAGGCUUGCAAUUGCUUUGGAGUUCAAAACUGAUGAGUUCAAGGCUGACGUUCCUUAGUGAUCCUCGGGGACUAAGAUGCCUGAUAUGUGCUAUCCUGGAGCCAAUAGCCACCACCACUCCUGGUCCCUCUGCUCCUUCAUCCUGCUCCCAAAUGUCUUUUUCUUCUCCCCUGCAUUGGUCUUAGAUGAAGUUCAUCAGUUACAUACGUACAUGUAUGGUGGCUUUUUGGUAGCUUCUUUUGAAAUAUUUUGGGUUUUCACAUUUCAGUAAAUGAUGUUUUAAGAGUAGGAAGAAGUAUGUUUUCUCCAUAUAUGCUGUAUGGCAGACAAUGUGAACCUUGAACACGGGGAAAAUUCUUAGGACAUUGUUCAUAAUUGUAAAAUCUCUUUGAAGUGGGGGUCAAGCUGGCUGAUCUGUGAAAACAGCCAGCCGUGGUAGGUAGUUUUUUCUGUGUGCUUCAACUCUGGGGUGUUUUCAGUGCUCGUGGAAAGUAACAACCAACAGAUUUGAUGCACAGAAAAGAUGUGCUGUGUUGGUCAACCGGGCAAGUUUUCUUAUCUGGAGCUGGGAUCCAGUCCAGGUUUAGAAGGGCUGCUUGUCUGUCAGUCUUUCUUACUUUCAGACCCUAGCCAAUAUUUUGAUUCUCUUUUGAACCUUUCAUGUGUGGCUACCACGUGCCACUCAUGAUAGAAAGCAUCCUGUCUUACUGGAAGCAGCUUAUUAAUUUUAUGUAGGUCAAAGAAGAGGUCUUAGAUGGCUGAGUCUCCAGUCGUGUGGCCUGACUGAAUAUGAAUUGGUGAAGGUCAGCUGGCCAGUGCCUCCUAAGUACUUGCACAUUGUACUAGAUCCGCAUUUGCUCUUGGGGUACUAGUUAAGUCAUGGGUCUAGAAUUUGCUAAGCCAAAAAACCUUCUACACCUGGAGAGUAUUUGUUGCCCAUAAGAAAUAAUGUAUUUGGGGAAAGAUAGAUAACAGACCCUCACCUGACCAGUUUCCUGACAGCAGUGCUUGAAGCUGUAUCUGCAAUACUGAAUAAAAAGCUGCUCUGGGUGAAGGCCAUGGGGCUCAUAUCCACAGUGUGACAUGGAGCUGUGGACAGGUCUGGGCUCACUGGAGACAGCGAGCCAGACUUGUCAAAAGCUGAAACAAGGAGUCAGCUGGCUGUUAAGUAGUGUGAACAGUCAGGGGACAGUGCCUGAACCUACCGCCAGCCACCUAGUACCCAGCAACACAGACACAGCUACAGAGACCAAGGACAGAACCAGCCAGCUCCUCUUCAUCACAAAGCCCCUCCUAGCAACUGUUACGCUGAGCGGAGUCAGAGGCUUGUGUUGUCCCUGUCUCUCUGGAUGGGCACAAGCAUUUUACACAACACAGCCCACAUCCGUCCUUGAGUGGGCUCUGGAACACAGCAGUGUUACAAACCCGACGGCUUUGAGGGGUGUCCCCUUUCUGUUCACCAGCUCUAAAAUCACAAGGGAAGAAGUGGCUCUGUACCCUGCUUGUCUUUUUCCCAGGUGAGAGCACUCAGGUGUCGCUUGCCAAGAGCCAGCAGCGCUGACCCUCCUGUGUAGCACAGGCUUGUUGGCAAACAUGACCCCCACAUCAUUUUGAGCCAUGCUGUGGAGCAUUGUUGCCUUUGAAUCCAUUUUAAUCUGUUUGUUAGAGCUUGUAUUCCAGGGCAGGCUGCAAUCAUUCGCUGUACCCUGUUUCUUCUCUCAGCAGAGUCCCAUCUGGAUGUGAGUGAUUGUGCCGUACUGUAUAUAUAGAUAGAUGUGUGCCUGUUUAGAGAAUGAGUAUGUGUGUCCCAAGCAAGGGAAUGGAAAUCUGAGGGAGAAACAGAAAAAAUAAAAGGUGGAAUAAAAUGAAACCAGAAACAAAA